UUAAUAGAGAGUGCGGAGAGUAGCGCAGAGAGAGAGAGAGAGAGAGAGAGCGCAUUGAGCAAGCGAGCGUGUGCCGGAAGCCAACAAGAACCCUAAUCGCCUCCCUCUUCAAUGAUUCUGAUCUCCAUUCUAUAGCGCGAUCGUUGAUGAAUCGUUUCUGAUUGCUACUAAUCGUCUCGGAUGCACGAAUCUGUCUUCUCUGUUUUUAUCGAUUUCUCGUAUACUGAGUGGAUUGUAUUUUAAGAUUUGUUUUCCUUUUGUUGCAUUUUUUUUUUUUGAGUUUGGUUGCUGAUUUUCCCGGUCAUACGAUUUCGGUUUUUGUACGUGGUUUUUGACUGUUUCGUACUUUGACGGAUUCUCGGAGGGAUUUUUGAGUUGGAGCGCUAUAAUCCUGGGCAUGAAACUGGGUUAGACGCCAAAGCGAUGGAGGCGAGGAAAGAAGUUGCGAUGCCGGAGCCAAUGCGGUUUACGACUGUAAGUGGCGGGAAUGGGGCGUCGCGGCCUUGGAUUUUGGACGAGAAGGAUGGGUUUAUCUCAUGGUUGCGGGGAGAAUUCGCGGCGGCCAAUGCUAUCGUUGAUCUGUUGAUGUUUCAUCUUAUGGCCUCUGGAUCGCCAGGCGAGUAUGAAGGCGUCUUGGAAUCCAUCAACGAGCGGCGGUACUACUGGACGCCCUUCCUCCAUAUGCAGCAGUACUUUCCGGUGGCGGAUGUCGCGUCCGCUCUGCAGCAGGUGGAAUGGAGUCAGCGGAAACUAAUGCCACAGAGGUAUUCCUAUGGCACAAAGGGGAGGGACGGAAAGAAGUCUGGGGCUGGACACCGUUAUGAUCAUCGAUCCGACAGGAUUCUAGAAAGACAUGGAUCUGUUUCUCUUGGUACGGCUGUGGCUGAUGAUGGAAAUGUGAGGAAACAAGAUGGUCAAGUAGAAAAUGGUAAGCAUGUACACCAGAAUAAUGAUGCCCCAACGUCACAGACAAAGUAUUCAUCUCUUCAUUCUGAGAAGGAUGGAGUUUGCAAUUCAUCCAGCUCUCAGGAAAAUGUUGGCCAAGAAGAUGGAGGUGGGAGUGUUGAAAAUAAGUGUAAUGAAUUGGAUCCUUCUGUUGUGGGUGAUAGCCAAACCUUAGCUAGUAGAGGGUCUUACAAUAAUUCUGCUAAGGACGGAGCAAAGGCGACUUCAAAUCCCAAUGAGAAUCAGAAUGUUAUUCCAAUUCCAAAAGAAUUUAUGGCCAAUGAAUUGUGUAAUGGCACAAUGGUUAAUGUUGUUGAAGGGCUUAAUAUCUAUGAGGAUUUACUGGAUAGAUCAGAGGUGGAUAGACUAGUUUCAUUAGCUAAUGAAAUGAGAACUGCUGGUCUUAAAGGAGAACUUCAAGGGCAAACACUGGUAGUUCUGAAAAGACCGAUGAAGGGACAUGGAAGAGAAAUGAUUCAAUUAGGUGUCCCAGUUGCUGAGGGACCUCCAGAAGAUGAAAGUUAUGGUUUUACCAUAGAGAGAGAAGUGGAAGACAAAAUUCCUAGCUUACUGAAGGAUGUGCUUGAUCGUUUGGUUCGGCUGCAAAUAUUUCUUAUGAAACCUGAUUUUUGUACUAUCGAUUUCUUUAAUGAGGGAGAUCAUUCACAGCCUCACUCAUGGUUACCAUGGUAUGGUAGACCUGUAUGCAACAUAUUAUUGACUGAGUGUAAUUUUGUAUAUGGCCGAGCAAUGGCAUUAGAUCAAAGGGGAGAUUACAAUGGUUCACUGAAACUCUCUCUCACUGCGGGAUCUCUUAUUGUGAUGCAAGGGAAAAGUGCUGAUCUAGCUAGACGCGCUAUCCCUUCACUUCACAAGCAGCGAAUCCUUCUAACUUUGGGGAAGUCUAUAUCAAAGAAGACUCUCAUAUCUGAAGGCUUGUUCUCCGGACAUCCAACCUUUGACCCAUUAUCCGGUAGGACACUUCCAUCAAGCCAUGCCUUAUUUGGGCAACCAAUUCACCCUCUGGCAGCUACGCCUUUCCCUGCACCAAUGUUGUCAGUUGCUCCUAUCCACCCUGGCCACCGACAGUCUGUUUCCGGCACUGGAGUCUUCCUUCCCCCUGGGUCUAUUCAUCCCCCACCACCAAAACUUACAUCAACUGAAGCUAUCCAUGCUUCACAAGUAGUUACUUUACCUGACAAACCAAUUUGUAAUGGCGAUGCUUCUCCAACAAUCGAGCAGAAGGCAUCCCCGAAGAGUACAGCAGAGUCGACUAGACGCAAAAUGGAAAGCAAUGCUUGCUCGAGCAACAUGGAUAGUGCUCCCAGCGCAGAGCAGCAAGAUGCUGUUGUGAAGAAGCUAGCAAGCAAUCUGACAGAAAAUGUUUAGUAGAAGAGAAGGUAAAGAGAGAAUGAUGUUAUACCGGGUACUACAAGGAAAAUUUUGGAGCAAAUGUAAAGAGAGUGGAAUCACAUCAUUUCUGAUAGUUUCUGCAUUUCAUUGGUUAUGAGAAAACCUUCCAGGUUUGUAGAAUCUCUUAAAUUUAAUAUUUUCAUCUUAAAUCUUGAA
Messenger RNA from Zingiber officinale, 2514 nucleotides. RefSeq names its product RNA demethylase ALKBH10B-like. Gene Ontology annotation, molecular function: mRNA binding; demethylase activity. The transcript is spliced from 8 exons. Gene Ontology annotation, biological process: mRNA catabolic process. Lineage: Eukaryota; Viridiplantae; Streptophyta; Magnoliopsida; Zingiberales; Zingiberaceae. The record is from RefSeq and is a predicted model, not a curated record. Bases 424 to 2334 code for a protein of 636 amino acids.